Messenger RNA from Papaver somniferum (opium poppy), 4789 nucleotides. RefSeq names its product F-box/LRR-repeat protein At3g59200-like. The coding region runs from base 2619 to 3719 and encodes 366 amino acids. The transcript is spliced from 3 exons. Gene Ontology annotation, molecular function: protein binding. The record is from RefSeq and is a predicted model, not a curated record. NCBI's taxonomy places the organism in Eukaryota, Viridiplantae, Streptophyta, Magnoliopsida, Ranunculales, Papaveraceae.
GUAUUAUUAGGUAUCCUGUCAUUCUUCUCGUUUUUCUUUUCUCGUCUUUUUGAUUGUUUGAAGAUUUAGCUGUUUGAGGAUUCAAUUAGGUAUCAUAUCAAUUUACUCUUUAGAUUCAAUUGUUUGAUUUUCUUAUUCAUCGAUUGAAGACACGUAGUGAGUUUGUUUGAAUCAAGGAAGUUUUUAGAGCCGAUUUGGACAGGGUUUGUUUUUGUUUGAUAACGGUGGUUCUGCGCAAACUAGUGUUAAGGUUUGUCGAAUAGAUUGGCAGUUGUGUGAAAUUGAUAUUGAAUUCUUGGUGGGUUUUGUUGUUUGAUUGCAAGGGAGAGGUUUAAUUAAUCUAAUUCUUAAUCCUUGUUGGUGAUUUGGGAUUAUUAAGGUUUUGAAGUUUAGGUUCAAAACUAUUGAUUAGAAGCUGGGGUUUGUUUUUACUGGCGCUAAUUCAAAUUAAGUGGAUCAAUCUUCAAAGUACAGUUUUGCAGAAUUGGAAGGGGGUUGCUGCUUGUUGUUUGAUGGUGUCUUUUUCUGUGUGUGAUUGAACAGUGGUUUAGUGUUUCUCUGUAUGUGUGUGUUUGGAUGUAGCAGGAGGUAAAUUCAAGAGUUUUGUUUUUCUCCAAUUCAGUGUGUGUAGAAGCAGUAGCAGGGGGUUUUGUUUUUCAUAGAGAAGAGCAGUGCUUUGAGUUUGACGAUUGUUAUUGGGGUUUUUCUUUUGUGUUUUGAGUAAUUAGCCUGUUUCUUCUUGGUUUUUCAAUUAGUGAUUUAAGGAAUGGUAUUUUAAGUUUUCAACUGAGGUUGUUUUCCUUUUUUUUGAAUUCUUAUUGUCCCAUUCUUUGAUUCCUAAUUAUAGGAUUUUGUAGUUAUGCCACGAACUCGCUCAUGUUCUUCAUCUUCAACCGCAAUCCCUGUUGCGCCUCCAAUUAGGCGAAGAACAAGAGCAUCAUCACAAAGUUCUUCAUCUUCAUCAUCUAGGUUGUAUAAUAUUGCUUGUGAGGAACUUAUACAAGUUGCUUCUUCUACUUCUUCCUCUGCAGUGGACGAUACCGUUCCUGCAAGUCAAGAUGAAUAUUUUUAUGGACAACAUAAAUGCGCAGCUGAUGAUGACUCUUCAUGCCAUUGUCCGUAUAAAAAUUUCGAUAAUUGUCAUAAUGGUGUUUGUGAUGGUGGGUAUGCUAAAAGUUCGAUCUUCAGACACAUCAAGGAUAUGUAUUUUCAUGGCACUACAGAUAUAGUCGUUUGCAUGGAAAUGAUACGUACAGAGGUUGGGUUCAUUUGGCUUGGAAGAAGCUUCUCAGGAAGCUACAUAUGUGGAUGUGUUUUCCUUGUAGGAAAUGGUUUUCAUGGAGGAGGCCAUGCCGUGACCAUCCAGGUGGAGUAUUACCAGGUCCUUUCAAUGGAAGAAGUGCAGAUUUCUUGAUCUAUGGCGUACAUAAGCCGAUUCAACACCUCCCAGUUGAUAUCCCACCAACUAUGCCCACAAGAGGUGAUGAUGAUUCUGAGGGUCUUAAUUUAGGUAUGCUCAAUCUAAUUUUUCAGAAACAAAUAACCACUAUCUCUAGCAUUCCACCACAAUGUCGCUUACAUUUUUCAAGAACCUUAAAAUCUACCCUUGAUAAAGUGGUGUCUAAGCCCAGAAACAUAUCUUCAUGGGUUCAACUGAUCCUUCUACCCAUUUGCACCCUAAAUCUGUACAUACCAAAAAGCUCACGGGAAGAGAGAUCUGGCAACAGAAAGCGACUACAAACUGCAGCCAUUAAUUAAGCCUUGGUUACUUGGAAUGAGCCAAAUGGAUGUAACAUUUCACUACAACAUCUAUUGGAGGUUCACAAGGAGUAUCAACUUAACAGGCAACAUCAUGAUAAAACAAAACCAAAAACUAAUGUGAAGCUUGUAGGAAGAAACUUAGCUACGGGCACUAUUCAGCGGCUAUCAUAAUUUUUUCUUCCACUGGCGUUGCACCUUUUAAUGAAGAUACUUUACACGAGUUGCAACAGAAACACCCAUAUGCUCCUCCUCCUUCAAUACCCUCUGAAAACAUAGUGUCUGCACCAAUUUCUGUUGACUGCAAUUAAAGGCUUCCCAAAAGGCACUUCUUGUGGAAGAGAUGGCCUUAUAUCCCAACAUAUGCUGGAUGCCUUAAGUGGACCUGCUGCUGCUGUGUCUGAAGAAUUAUUAUCAGCCAUCGCGGGCGUAGUUAACUUGUGGUUAUCUGGUCAGUGUCCUGCAGUCUUAGGGGAAUACAUAAAAAGUGCUCCUCUUACACCGUUACUCAAGCCUGAUGGUGGCUUGAGACUUAUAGCUGUAGGGACCAUAUGAAGACGACUGUGUUAAAAACUAGAUGUCAGUAUUGUAUGUACGGAAAUGACCAGUUACUUGGGUGACCACCAAUUUGGAGUAGGCAUUCCGUGUGGAGGUGAAAGUAUACUGCAUUCUGCCAACCGAUUGCUUGAGUUGAAAGUUUCCUCAAUCGAUGUCAUUAGUGACAUCGAAGUAUUUAUACCCAGGAUACGUAUAUUCGUGAUCUAAAAUAAACCCUGGAAAUCAAAUGAGCGGGAUUUAUGAAAAUUGAAGCACCUUGAGCUAAUUAGCUAUAGUUAAAGCCCCAAAUCAGAUUGAAGAAAAUGGAUGAUGAAGUUGAAAGAGUUGGUAAUCUACCAGAAGCUCUUAUUCAUCAUGUUCUUUCUUUCCUCGACAUGAAAUUUGUUGUUCAAACAAGCAUUUUGUCUAGAAGAUGGAGGUAUGUAUGGACCACUGUCUCUACUCUUGUCUUCAGUGUCAAUGAGUUUGCAAGUCCUGGAACUGUACUACACUCUGUACAGAUGAAUAAGUUUACAAGAUUUAUAGACAAGGUACUCUUACUUAGAGGCAUAUCUGACAUAAAGAAGUUUCAUCUUCAUUGGGUAGACAACUUGUUCGAUACAUAUACAGUAAGAGAACUUCUGAAAGACCAUCUAAAUACAUGGAUACUUGUUUCUUUAAGUCGUAAUGUUCAAGAAUUACUGAUACAGAUUGACACUGCUGCUAAUUAUCAUUACCUGGAAAUUAGGUUUCCACAUUGCCUCUUCAAUUCUCAGUCGUUAAGGAAGUUGGUGUUAGAUUUGACUGGUGAGGUAGAAUCAUGUGUUCUUCUUCCUAAGUUGAUGGAUUUACCUAGCCUCAAAUAUUUGUCGCUUAGUUCAUUUUAUAUUCAAGAUGUUAAUUCGAUUAAUAAGCUUAUCUCAAGCUGUCCAGUUCUUGAAUCGCUGGUCUUGAGAGAGGUUUGGAUAGAAAACAGCGAUGACAUGAGUAUCAGUAUUGAGUCUCAUGAACUGAAACACUUAGAAAUUGUCAGUGAGAGUGAAUUACGUGAGCCCGAGUAUCAAACGGCCAAAACUAUCAGGUUAUCUACUCCAAAGCUUAUAUCGUUUGUUUGUAGUGCUUACGUGGUGCAAGAAUACUGUCUAGAGAACCUCUCUUCUCUAGUCACUGCUACUAUCCAAAUGACUCUAGAAGGCAGCUUGCACUUAGAGGGAGUUGAUUUGGAGCUUUCUGUGAAAGAGAAAAAUAAAGCGUAUCCUAAGCGUAUGAGGGAAUUUUUGAGAGGACUUCAUAAUGUGAAAGAACUAACAGUUCCAUCGCCCGAUUUGGUUCAGGUAUGGUUGCUUCCACCAUGCAUUGGUUACAAUUUUUUUCUCAUGUUUUCUGCCAGCCUUAUAAAAGUGACAGUGAUUGGACCCGUCUAAACAUAACCGUCACAUUCAAAUACUGCUACCAAUGACAAUCUAUUGUAUCUUUUGAUUUUUGACCAGAUCGAAUAAUGGUAAUAUGUAAUCUGCUCGUUAUGUAUGUAAGUUGCAGUUGAGCUGAACUGCAGGUGAUGAAUUACUAUGAUAGUUUGAGCAGUGUCGUAUAUGCAACUGAAGUUGGUGGUCUGAGCUGAGGGUUCAUGGAGGUUGUUGUUACUGUGGUUAUGAGAAUGGAAUUAGUUUGCUGGAUUGGUUGUGUUGCAGUUGCAGUUGCAGUUGGCAGCUAAAUGGGUAUGAAGCGGCUGCAGUGCAGACGAAGAACAAAUGGUUUCCAGUGAUUUCAAGCUGCAAAUGGAAGUGAAAGAAGCAGCUGUUGAAGCUACAGAAAGGAGAGAAUGAUGCUGAUGCAGUUGAGAUGUUGCUGUAGGAGUCAGUGUAAUGGGGAUUUAAUCUGAAAUUUGAAUUCAAGGAUAAGAAAAUGUAGAGAUUUGCAUGAAGUGAAGUGUGGAUGUGAAGUUGAGCUACAGAUGGUGCAACAUACAGGGCCAUCAUGGCUGGACUGUACUGCUGAAGCACAAUGAUUGUGCAACAGAGCUUAGGCCAGUGCAGUGGCCUUGGCCAAUACCAACUCAGCCAACCAGAUGAGUUAGCUGGUCUGACUCAUACAUGACUCAGUGUAACUCGGUCUGACCUUGACCGGCAAAUAUUUUUUGGGUCAGAGUUUUCUUUUGGGCUACCUUCACACGUGAAUUAUAUGGGCUUGAUGGAUAUAUUGGACUUGGAUUUUUGAGGAUAUGAUCUAGUUUUGGAGAGAUAAAAAGCUACAAAAAGGAAAGUUUUUGACUUUCUUAUCACGUAUUUUUUACUUGGAGUUUUGGAGAGCGGCGACUAGGGUUUGCUUUCAUUUAUUUUUCAUCUUCUUUAUUUCAUUUUUGAUUAUGAUUAUGAUGAACUCAUUUUGGACUUUCAUUUAUUUUUCAUCUUCUUCAUUUCAUUUUCUAAUUGGAUUGAUUAUUUUUCGACUAGAGUAGCUAAACUCAUAUUAUUGGUUAUGGAAUAAAGUUGAU